GAAUGAGGUUUGAAAUGGGUGAUUGGUGUGUAAAUUAAGAAAAUUUUUGGCGGUUUCGUCUUAUCAAUUUAUUAUCAUUUGAAUGCAACAACUUUCAUAGAUUAAGUUUAAAGUACGAAUCAAAUUACUUAAGGUAUAACGACGAUUUAUCCCAAAGUAAUGUGUAUAUCAUCUACGUAUACAUCAUUAUCUUAUCAAACCUUGGCAUAGACCACUUCAAAAACUUUGCUAAUGUAGGUAUAAGCAUUACUAGUUUCAGAAAAAUCUCAGGCAUUUGGUUCGCAGGUUGUCAAUUUUAUCAAAUUACGCGUUAAAAUGAAUAACACCGGGUAUUUAAAAGGAAAAACGGUUUUCAUCACCGGUGGCAGUCGAGGAAUUGGGUUCGCUAUUGCGAAGAAAUUGGCCGCCGAUGGAGCAAAUAUUGCAAUAGCUGCAAGAAGCGUAGAACUGAAACAGGAUCCGAAUGCUAUAGAGAAUGAAACUAUUUUUACAGCUGCGAAAAAAAUUGAAGAAGCUGGUGGCAGAUGCUUACCGUGCCAAGUAGAUGUCAGAAAUGAACAACAGAUUCAAUCUGCUCUCGAGAAAACUGCACAGACGUUCGGUGGAAUCGAUAUCGUGAUCAAUAAUUGCAGUUAUUUGAAUUUAACCAACGUUGGCAACACAGAUAUUCAGAAAUACGAUGAAAUGUUUCGAAUCAUAACACGAGGCGCUUAUUUAGUAUGCAAAUUAUCUUACCCUUACUUGAAAAAAAGCAACCAUGCUCACAUACUGAAUAUUUCUCCGCCUAUAAACUUGGAUCCAGUUUGGUUAGAAUUACACGCAGCUUACACAGCUUUCAAAUUCAGUGUAUCAAUGUACACCAUCGGUAUGUCGAAGGAAUUCAAAAAAGAUAAUAUUGCGGUGAAUUCCCUAUGGCCUAAAAAAGUGAUAUAUUCCAGUGGAAUGAUAGAACAUCGAGGACCAAAAGCUAGAAAAUUCUGCAGAAGCGUAGACAUAAUGGCAGACGCUGCGUAUGCCAUUUUGAUUAAAGAUCCUAAAGUUUUUAGCGGUAAUUUGAAUUUGGAUGAAGAUGUAUUGAAGAAUGAAAAUAUACACGAUAUGGGACAGUAUUCUGAAGCUGGCGCCAUCGAAGAGAAAAUUUUACCAGACGUGUUCGUAGGAGAAGUACCAAAUUUCGAUGUAAUAAACGAAUAAGCACUUCGAACGAAUCCAAUCAUCUUCCAAAACCAAUAACACAAUAAAAACCACCAGAUAUUAUCAACAUGUUAAUUUCAUUUUAGUAAUCAAAAUUUUUACAAUAUUUUUACACACAAGCAAUUUAAACAUAAGAAAAUACACUUAACAUAAUUAAAAAAAUAUUUUUAUGUAUAAUAUUCGACAAAAAGAAAAAUUCAAAUUACAAAGUGUUCAUUUAGGUACAAUUUACAAAAUUUACUCGGUACAAGUACACCAGUAUAAAGUAUACAAAUACCACACACAUGAAAAUAAUGAAGAAGAAGAAAAAAAAAGUAAAAUAAAAGGAAUAAAACGCAAAACAUGAGAUCUUACCUCAAAGUUACAUUCACAACCUAACGCUCAAUUUCCAUUACGAAAUUUAAAAAAAAAAAAAAAAGAAAAAAAACACCACAUCGAGUGGUUUUGUAAAUACAUAUGUUUGCAUACGUAAACGUAACAUUAAAAGUGUAUAGUAUUGCUAUUACAUUAACAUAUUUUUUUUUAUUGGAAUUUGAUUGUAUGUAUUUCAGCAUUGAAAUAUUAUUUAACAUGCGUAACAACCAAAUGAAAUUAAAAGCGAAAUAAUACGAGUAAGGCACUAUUGAAAAAAAAAAAUGCUCUUACGGAUAGAAAAAAAACAUAUUCUGAGUACAGUUUACACCACUAAUAUUAUUAGGUACUUGAUAGUCGACAUUUGCGCGAAAUACUCAAACUUGUAUGUAGAUAUAAUCUCGAGAGGAAUGUGAAAGAAAACAAACAAAAAAAAAAAAUUAUUCGUAAAGCGUAGAGUACAUCUAGAUAAAAAUCUGGUCCUGUGGUGAAAGCUUCGCGAUUAAAUUUUGAUUUUUAAAUUAUUUAUCACAGAAAAAUGUAUACGAAAUAUUUGAUAUUUUUUGAUUUAUAAAAUCAUAAAAUACAUUACUACAUAGUUUAACUACUAAAACAAAGCUCAAUGAAAUUAAUGUGCCAAAGCUCACACGUUCGAAUUGUUUCAAUACUUAUUAAUUCAACGAUGAUGGCCACAGAAGACCAUCGCGGUAAAAAAAAAAACGACUGACUCAGCAUAAAAUACAAUCUUUGACAUUGUGGGGCAAAUAAAAUUCGGGUUAAAAAUUAAAAUACAUAGUAUAAUAAAAUAAUAAUAACAAACAAAAGAAAGACUAGCCGUUUUACUAUUAUUAAUUUAGCCAUUUUGCACAGUCCUACAAAAAUCAUACAAUUCGCAGUCAUUGUCCAUAUAUAUGUACUUGUAAGUUUAUCAAUCUAGAAUACUAAUUCGCGCACGCGUGCAAAGAAAAAAAAAACAAACAAACAAAAAAAUCAUAAUACUAUAAUAUUUAGCUUACGUUUCGAGUGCUAUCCCACGUUGCAAAAAAAAAAAUUAUUUAAAAUAAUUAAGGAUUUAAAAAAAAAAAAUCAUAAAUAAAAAUAAAAGGAAAAAAAUUCUGAUAAAACCGGUUUCGAUAAAGUCGAGUAACAUCACAAAAAAAUACCUACAACAUUAGAACGAAGAAAAAUAUAGCAAAAUACAUUCCUACCUCUACAUAAUACACCAUAGUACACAUAAUAAUAUUCGUAAUAAUAAUAAAAGUUAUCAAAACUUUCUCAUCAACAAUAACAUUAAAAAAGAAAACCAAAUAGUUUCAAUUUCAUUUCGAAAUCAUCCAUAAGUACACGAUUAAAUCAACAAUAAUAUAAAUUUAGCUUCAAGUUUCGAAUAUUUUGUCAGCCAUCGUUUUAUCAACGAGUAACUUUGUUUGUGAUGCACGAUUAAAAAAAAAAAAAAAAAAAAAAAAAAAAACA
Messenger RNA from Planococcus citri (citrus mealybug), 3018 nucleotides. Its product is annotated as hydroxysteroid dehydrogenase-like protein 2. NCBI's taxonomy places the organism in Eukaryota, Metazoa, Arthropoda, Insecta, Hemiptera, Pseudococcidae. The transcript has 6 exons. Bases 316 to 1194 code for a protein of 292 amino acids. The record is from RefSeq and is a predicted model, not a curated record. Gene Ontology annotation, cellular component: mitochondrion.